Xyrauchen texanus (razorback sucker) is the source of this 6829-nucleotide messenger RNA. RefSeq names its product putative sodium-coupled neutral amino acid transporter 10. The transcript is spliced from 18 exons. The coding region runs from base 322 to 3651 and encodes 1109 amino acids. Gene Ontology annotation, biological process: amino acid transmembrane transport. The record is from RefSeq and is a predicted model, not a curated record. Gene Ontology annotation, molecular function: amino acid transmembrane transporter activity. Lineage: Eukaryota; Metazoa; Chordata; Actinopteri; Cypriniformes; Catostomidae.
UUACUUCCUGGUUACGAUUCAGAGACACAAGGAAAUUUGGCAUAUUUCAGAAAAUUUCAAAUAUUUGUUGUAUCUCCUGUAACUUUAUACAGACGCCGUCAAUAUCAUCGGAAGUUUAUUAAUAAUCCUUUGAAAACUAUAAUAAUCCGAUGGUGACUUAGAAAUGAAUGACUUUUGGGAAAAGUGAGGACGUGCUUCACAGUGCACUGUGUCACGUCACAGCUGCAUCAACCCUCUUAUCUCAAUUAAACAUUAGACCCUGUGCAAGCACAGCAGAAACACCCCCUGGACCUUAGAGAUUUGUGCUCUCCGAAAGGCAAAAUGACUGCGUCAAACUGGGGUCUGAUCAUGAACGUUGUAAACAGCAUCGUGGGUGUGAGUGUUUUGACGAUGCCCUUCUGCUUCAAACAGUGUGGAAUUGUUUUGGGUGCUUUGUUGCUGUUCUUCUGUUCGUGGAUGACCCAGCAGUCCUGCAUGUUCCUGGUCCACUCAGCCAGUAACACCAAACGUAGAACUUAUGCUGGACUGGCUUUUCAUGCUUAUGGAAAACCAGGCAAGGCUCUUGUGGAAUUGAGCAUGAUUGGCCUGAUGCUGGGGACAUGUAUUGCUUUCUAUGUUGUCAUUGCAGAUCUGGGGUCCAACUUCUUUGCCCGGCUGCUUGGCAUGGAGGUAACAUGGAGCUUCCGUAUCGUGUUACUAAUCGCGGUGUCAUUGGUUAUCGUGCUGCCCCUCAGCUUACAGAGAAACAUGAUGUCAUCCAUCCAGUCCUUCUCAGCCAUAGCGCUGAUCUUCUACACACUGUUCAUGUUCACGAUGGUGCUCUCCUCCUUCAAACAUGGCCUCCUCACUGGUCAGUGGCUGAACAAGGUCAUUUACGUUCGGUGGGACGGCGUCUUUCGCUGUAUCCCUAUCUGUGGCAUGGCAUUUGCCUGUCAGUCGCAAGUAUUACCAACAUACGACAGCCUGGAUGAGCCCUCGGUGAAGAGAAUGAGCACAAUAUUCACCUCCUCACUCAACGUGGUCACCACCUUCUACAUCACAGUGGGAUUCUUCGGUUAUGUGAGCUUUACAGAUAACAUAGCUGGGAAUGUACUGAUGAACUUCCCAUCCAACCCAGUGACAGAGAUGAUCCGUGUUGGCUUUAUGAUGUCUGUAGCUUUGGGCUUUCCCUUGAUGAUCCUGCCUUGCAGACAGGCCAUCAACACCAUGCUAUUCGAGCAGCAGCAAAAGGACGGCACCUUCGCCGCAGGUGGAUAUAUGCCACCCAUUCGCUUCAAGAGCAUCACUCUUUGCAUCGUCUUUGGCACCAUGCUGGGUGGCAUCCUCAUUCCUAACGUGGAGACCAUCCUGGGUCUAACUGGAGCCACAAUGGGUAGUCUGAUCUGCUUCAUCUGCCCAGCUCUCAUCUACAAGAAGAUCAUGAAGAACGCUUGGACUGCACAGCUGGUUCUGUGGGUUGGUCUCGGGAUCCUGCUUAUUAGUACCUUCACCACACUGUCCAUUUCCAACAUUGAGCCGCAGAAAUUCAAACCCCCUCCGGUCGUCGGCCCAAAAGCUGAGGACAAACUUCCCAUCCUUGUCGCCCCCGAGCUGCCAAAAGUGCCUGUACAAGAGAAUGGCGUGGAGCCUGACCCAGGACAGAUGCCGGACAAGCCCAAGCUUCCUAAAGAGUUCGAACAGCCAGUGGAGAAGGCACCAGCUGAGCCUGCUCAGAUUAAAGUACCUGUGGAAGUGAAUGAUCAAAAAAAUAAGAAUGAAGAGGUUCAGCUGGAUCGUCCUGAAGCAGGUGUAGCUGUCCCAAAUGGGGAAGCCCACCGCCAUGAACCACCCAUCCCUCAUGAUAAAGUUCAGAUAGAUGAGAUCAAAAACCAGAAGGAGCUUGAAGAGGAGAAGAACCAACCUGCUAUUCAGGAGGAAGACAAGAAACAACCUGCCAGAGAGGAGGAGGAGCUGCUUGUUGAACAAGGGGCGGGGCAAGCACAAGAGAUAGACCAAGAAGCUGGGAAAGAGGAGCAACCUCUUGAUCCAAAGGGGAAAAAGGGAGUGGAUCAGGUUCAGCUUGAAGCCAAUGAGGCUUUGGAGAAGGCAGAGAAACCAGAGGAUCACAAGAAGGUUGAACCGGUAGUGGUGGUCGUCCAUAAAGAACCAGAGAACCUGCCUAUAGUGGAAGAAGAGCAUGCUGAGAAUGAAGCCGCCAGAGAGAAGAAACCAGAAGAGAUGGACAAAGCACCUGAAGCUCAAGCUGAGAAAACAAAGGAUCAGGUUCCUGUGCAAGAGCAGAAGGAAGAGAAAGUUCCAGAUUCAGUUAAGGAUAGAGAUGGAGACAAGAUGGAAGAGCCUUGGAAUGUCACAGAGUCAGAGGGUCAGUUGGACCAUGCUAUGCUGCUGGAGGUAAUUAAGCAGCAACAAGAACAGCAGAAAAGGCUUCUGGACCAGCAGGAGAAACUCCUGGCUGUGAUUGAGGAACAGCACAAGGAGAUCCACCAAAUAAAAGAAGAUGACGAACCAAAGGCAGCAGAACAGCAGAAAAGGCAGGAGGAGAAACAUGUGCCUGUGAUUGAGGAGUACAAGGAGGACAAUCAAAUAAACAAAGGAGAAGAACCAAAGGCUGCAAUAUUGGAGUUGGAAAACAAUUUGCAGAGGCAGCUGGAUGGAAUGAAGGGGGCAGUGAAGCCUAAAGUUGCAGUCGUUGCUCCAGAACAAUUCCAGCAACCCCAGGGAGAGCCAGGCCAUGUAGCUGCAGCUGUCGCAGGGCCUGAGGAACCUGCUCCCAAAGAACCUGCAGUGGCUCAGGUUGCAGUCGGGGUUCCCCACAAUGUCAUUGAAUCAGCGCAAGGUGGAGGUGUUGCAGUUCCCAAACAGGAGGGUCUGGAAUCGAAAAACCAAGAAGGCCUCAACAUGCCAGUGCCUGCAGAUAAUGCAGUGGAAAGGGAGCUUGGUGCACGAGGUGUUCCACUGCAUCAACGUGAGCCGGAGCAACCCAUAAUCAAUCCUGACGCUCUUGCGGAGGAGGAGGAAAGGGUCAAACAAAAAUUAGCCCAACUGGAAGCAGAGAAGGAGCGGAUUGAGAAAGAAAGGUUUGAGAAGGAGAGGAUUGAGAAGGAGGUCCAGGCCCGUGUGGAAAAAGAGCGCAAAGACAGGGAAAGACGAGAGGAACUGGCACGCGAGCAAGAGCUGGAACUUGUGCGACAAGAGAAGGAGCGAUUAGAGAAGGAAAGGCUUGAAGCUGAGAGGUUGAAAGAGAUGACAGAGAAGGAGAUCAUGGAGCGUGCUGAGAAGGAAAAAAGUUUGCUCGAGCAUAUGGAAAGGUUAGACCAGUUAAAGCAGGUCAUUGACGCCAAUAAAGAGGAUGUCGAACUCCCCAAAGAUGAACUUCCACAGAAGCCUAAGAAACAAGGAGGCAGGGAUUUGAAAGAGAACAUAGUCCUGCCAGAGGAGGAGAAGCCGAAAAAAGAGAAGAGGAGCAGAGAGGAUGGAGGGAUGGAUCUUAGGAGGCGGCGCAGGGCUGUGGACCCUGAAAGAGCUGAUCUGGAUCUUCUACGGGACUGUCCAGACUUACAAACUUCCCUUGAGGAACAUCUGCUGACUGGGGUUCUGGUACACUCACGCCAACUUAAAAAAAUAAUCCAGAAUAAGGAGAAUGAAGAGUAGGUUUCUCCAGAAUGAUGAUCUGACAUCUUACCUGUGCAAAUUCAUAGUUGACAUGAAGUCUUCUAAACUCUGUAGCCUGUCACCAUACUUCUAAAAUGGACAGGCAGACAUGCAUUCUCAAAUAAGUAGGAAAUGACUUGACUGCACCCUUUUUCUCCUCUUCAUCUAAGACUUUAUUAUUUCUUAAAGGUUUGUGACGACAAUGGCACUUUGCUUUGAUCCUUAAGUGUUACACAGGGACUACUGAAUACAUAGUCCCAAGUGAGGUUCAUUAUUGUUUUAUGUGAGAUUUUGCUGAAUCUUUUGCAAUAAACUGAAUGUCUUCUGUAAUAAACUGAGCAGGCAUCAUGUUAAAAAUGGCCUUGAUGGGCACAGCAGCUUUUCAGAAUAUUGAGUUUUGGACCAUUGCAUAGAAGAAAGAAACAUGUGCUCCCCCUUGUGGUGGAUAUGCUUGAUUUUUAUGCAAAGUUUUAAAAUGUAAUAUGUUUAAGUUUACCACCUGUAAAUUAAAGUCAAACUCUGAUAGUUUUUCAGUUUAAAGAAGAUAUGUUGAUGUCAGCCAUACAAUCAAUGUGAGACAUGGUUUUAAAAAGAAAUGAAGCUUUUAUCAAUUGUAUUACCUGGUUCGUCCCACUAGGAACUCUCAAACCAUUACCUGUUUUGCAGUGAUUUCAGUCUGCUAUUCUGUAUAAUGUACCUGGAGUGUAAAUGUUACCUUGGCUAACAUCAGGUUCAAUGCUCCGUCCAGUUGGUUAACAUAGGACAAAUCUCAUAUCAGGACAUUUGCUUAACAUGUUGUUAUCACGCUACAAUAUCUGUGUUUUUUCAAGUGUAGCCUACUUUUGCUAAGAAGCAUCAGACUUUUGGGUGUUUAGAGACUUUGAAUUGGAAAACUUGGAUUUAAGGUUUAAAUAUUCUGAAACAUCAAGAGAAGUUUACAAAUGAUUAUUUUUAUUGUUCCAAAGUCCUUUUGUAAAAUAUUUGUAUUUUUUCAUUGUUUUCUAAUUUAAUUUAUGCCCUUUUGAAGAAGUGUCUUUGUUUCUAUGUUGGUCCACAUUUUGCCUCCAAAUAUUCAACUGAUAAUUCUGUGUAAGCUAUCAAGCCUUCUUUAAAUUAUUGUCUUGGAAUUCAAGAUGUUUUAACUGAUGAUAAACAUGAUAUGUCGAUAGCUUUGAAAAUACUGUAGAAUUGUGCAUAGGGUUUCUACUUCUGGUUUGUUUUUAAUAUUUCUAGCUUGUCUGCAACCCUGUAUUGUCACUUCAAGAAAGUACUAAAUCUUUCUAUGAUGACUUUCUGGUCAGUGCCUUGUGGUUUAAUGUUGUGCAGUGAUGUGUAUGUGAGGUCUGUAACCCACACUGUGUGUGGAUUUUGUCUGUUUUCCAUACUGUGCAUCUUAUAUACCUUGCUGGUUAAACUAGCCCGGGUAAUAGACUUGAUACAUUUCCUGAUCUCACAUUUUGGGAUCUUUCAUUUACUAUUUCCAAAAAAAUAAAAUGUGGUAUGAGGUCACUAGACCUUCAUUCAAUACCGCUUUAUCAAUGGUCUGUAAGGUGGUUUGCAUUCCCAUAUACAAUUGUUGAAAAGUUACAAGAGGAUUUGUAGAAAAUUAAAGCACAACUCGUUAUUUUUUGCAAAUAGAAGAGGAUGAGACCCUCAUUUCUUAAGAGCGGUUUAAUGUAAACAUUAAUAUUUUUGUUAGUAAUUACAUUUUUAAAGUUUGCUCUGUAAUUGGGUUAAAUUAAUAAAAUUAUUUAUAACAGCAGCUCUUUGUGAAAUAUUCUUUGUGUUCUCAACACUUGCUUUCAUUAUAAACCUGGUUGAUGUGCAUAUUUUUUCAUCAUAGCAUUAAAAUUAUAUAGAUGUAUCAGGAACGUGUAUAUUUCUGCCGGUAGUCUCAGCCUUUUAAUCACCCUUUUCUUUUUUUGCAGUCCACUUAAAUGGUUUUGCAUUGUAAUAUAGAAAAAUGUUUUAAAUAUUUUGAGAUGGAGUAAAUCAUGUCAUGCUGCUGUACAGGUCAUGUAAAAUUCAUGAAAACCAGAGGCUUGAUACAAGAGAUCAAGGCAUUGUAUGGUAAUUUAACAGCCAGUGUGGGCAGGUACUGAUCGUCUGCAUAACCAACUUCCAGUGUCAGCAAUGCGAGACAAAAACACCCCAUACCCAUUAGGUUUUAUAGCCAAUUUGGACCAAACACAAGCAUUUCCACAAGACCAGUCUCUUUCUAUUAACACCUUGUAGAGCACUGAAAAUGUGUGAAUGAACCCCAUAUGAAGGACAGCCAUGAACAAUGAUUGUGAUUUAAGCAUAACCUGUAGCAUGUGCUUUUCUUAAACUGGGUUUUACUUUGCCAGCCACUUGUUCGCCCUUCCUCUAAUUGGCAAGUUGAAUUGUUUGUUGAUCCAAAGUCGUUAGUGGCUACCUUUAUGGCCCUUCUAUCAUUUAACAUCUGGCUGUUGACGCCACAGAUUGUACAGAAAGGGGUGCAUUUAACAGUUGCACAGCUUUACGUCCUAUACGAGAUGACUAAGAACCCAUAAUCUUGUGUGGUGCCAGUGACAUGCACCCCGUGGCUACACAUCAAUCAGCUGGGCUUUCAUGUUUUGCCCCACUUUUGUCUGAUUGGAAACAAAAGCCCAAAAGAACGGCAUUCUAGGUUUCAGGAGCAAGUCCAAACUUGGAACCUGACUCAAAACUGAUCUGCAAUCAGUGAUCAAGGCCGUGAUAAUGACCAACCAUCAUGUGACACCUCAUAUAUCAUUCUGCCACUCGCCCAGCAAAUAUCAACUCCAAACAACAUGGAAUGGCUGGUUAUCAUUAGUCUGUCCCUUUAAUUCUGAUAUACGCCAUUGAUAAAUGAAAACAGCUUUAGAAUGAUGCAGAUGGUCAUAUAACUCAGUCCAAAUUGCCAAGUUAUAAAUAAACUUGGGACAUUGUGCCUUAAAAGAGAAAUAUAAUGUAUUUUAGUUCAGUUUUCAUUAAACAGAUUGAUUGUGCUUAAGUGUGGAACACAAUUAUGCAUUUCAAACCCACUACUACAAAUAUGUAGUUUGCAUAUGUAUAUAUAAAGCGAAAUUGAAAGUAAACAAAAAAAAGGAUAUUUAUCACCAUAUUUUCUUUUAUGGCUAAUUAUAACCAACACUGUCAAUGUUAAUAUUUGCCAUUUUUGCAUAAUAUUCUUCAC